GCCUUUAAAAGCGAUUUUCUGCCCUCGGUUCCCACCCAGCCCCUCCUGGAGUGAGCGGGGCCGCGUUCAGGUCCAGGAUGGAACAUUCCUGCUCGCUCCUGCUGCUCUGUGUUAGUUUCAUUUUUGCACGAGCUCUGCCACCCAAUGGAACAGAACUGCCCAAAACAACCACAGCCACCAACUCCACUGAGGAGAACACCUUGCACAAGGAGCUGCUGACUUCCCUGCUGAUCCUGGUGCUGGUGGUGAUCAUUUUCGUGGUGCUGGUGGGGUAUUUUUUCAGGUUCAGGAGACACAGGAAAGCUGUGGUCAACUCCGGGGACAAGAAGAUGCCAAAUGGGAUCUUGGAAGAACAAGAACAGCAGCGGGUGAUGCUGCUCAGCAGGUCUCCCUCGGGCCCCAAGAAGUAUUUCCCCAUCCCUGUGGAAAACCUGGAGGAGGAGAUCCGGAUACGCUCGGCCGACGAGGGGAAGCUCUUCAGGGAGGAGUUUAAUUCAUUAACGUCUGGAUAUGUGCAGGGAACGUUUGAAAUGGCAAAUAAGGAGGAAAACAGGGAGAAGAACAGAUAUCCCAACAUCCUGCCAUAUGAUCAUUCCAGAGUGAUUUUGACCCAAAUUGAUGGAGUCCCACCUUCAGACUACAUCAAUGCUUCAUACAUAGAUGGCUACAAAGAAAAGAAUAAAUUUAUAGCAGCACAAGGACCCAAGCAGGAAACAGUCAAUGACUUCUGGAGGAUGAUCUGGGAGCAGAAAUCAGCCAUUAUUGUCAUGUUGACCAACCUGAAAGAAAGAAAAGAGGAGAAGUGUUUCCAGUACUGGCCGGACCAGGGCUGCUGGACGUACGGCAGUGUCCGUGUGUCCGUGGAGGACUCCAUGGUGCUGGUGGAUUACACCGUGCGCAAGUUCUGCGUGCACUCGCUCCAGGAGGGAUGCAAGGCUCCAAGGCUGGUCACACAGCUCCACUUCACCAGCUGGCCGGAUUUUGGGGUGCCUUUCACACCUAUUGGCAUGCUGAAAUUCCUGAAAAAAGUCAAGACCUUGAAUCCUGCCCAUGCUGGACCCAUUGUGGUUCACUGCAGCGCGGGCGUGGGGCGCACGGGCACCUUCAUCGUCAUCGACGCCAUCAUCGACAUGAUGCACGCCGAGCACAGGGUGGAUGUCUUUGACUUCGUCUGCAGGAUCCGCAACCAGCGGCCACAGAUGGUCCAGACUGAUAUGCAAUAUUCCUUCAUUUACCAAGCCUUACUCGAGUACUACCUCUACGGUGACACAGAGCUGGAUGUGUCAUCCUUGGAAAAACACCUCCAGACUUCCCAAAAUGCAGCCCCAAACCUGGUCAAAAUAGGGCUGGAAGAGGAAUUUAAAAAGCUGACCAACGUGCGCAUCAUGAAGGAGAACAUGAGGACUGGCAACCUCCCAGCCAACAUGAAGAAAGCCAGAGUCAUCCAGAUCAUCCCCUAUGAUUUUAACAGAGUGAUUCUGUCCAUGAAAAGAGGGCAGGAGUACACAGAUUACAUCAAUGCUUCCUUCAUAGAUGGCUACCGGCAGAAGGAUUAUUUCAUUGCCACCCAGGGCCCCCUCCCUCACACAGUGGAGGAUUUCUGGAGGAUGGUGUGGGAGUGGAAGUGCCACACCAUCGUGAUGCUCACCGAGGUGCAGGAGAGGGAGCAGGAGAAAUGCUGCCAGUACUGGCCAUCAGAGGGCUCUGUGACUCACGGAGAGAUCACGGUGGAAAUCAAGAGUGACAGCCUGAUGGAUGCCAUCAGUGUGAGGGACUUCCUGGUCACAUAUAAUCCGAGCAACCAGGAGAAGCAGAGCAGGCUGGUCAGGCAGUUCCACUUCCACGGCUGGCCGGAGAUCGGGAUUCCUGCCGAGGGGAAGGGCAUGAUCGACCUCAUUGCAGCGGUGCAGAAGCAGCAGCAGCAGACAGGGAACCACCCCAUCACUGUGCACUGCAGUGCUGGAGCGGGGAGAACGGGAACCUUCAUAGCCCUGAGCAACAUCCUGGAGCGGGUCAAGGCUGAGGGGCUGCUGGACGUGUUCCAGGCUGUGAAGAGCUUGAGGCUGCAGAGGCCACACAUGGUGCAAACACUGGAACAGUAUGAAUUCUGCUACAGAGUGGUACAAGAUUUCAUCGACAUCUUUUCAGAUUAUGCUAAUUUCAAAUGAGAAUUCUGCCUUAUUUUUUAAUUUGUCUGUAUAAAUAGUUGUAUAUUAUGUUAAUUUAUUCUAUGUCACUUGGAUUGUUGACUGAACUGUAAAUACAACGUUGUGCUGGCUCUAAAAGUUGCAUUUGCUGUAUAAAGUUGUUUCUUAAAUAUAAAUAUCUUCUAAAGUAAAGUAUAAUGUUCCUAUAUUGUAUAGCACUGUAAGAUGGGAUAGAAAUCUUUAUUCUAAAUAACAAAAAAUUAAUUAUUGGGAUUUUUUUUUCUUUGAAUUUUGCCACUCAUAAAUAUUUAUC
Melozone crissalis (California towhee) is the source of this 2460-nucleotide messenger RNA. RefSeq names its product protein tyrosine phosphatase receptor type E (gene PTPRE). Bases 78 to 2168 code for a protein of 696 amino acids. Gene Ontology annotation, biological process: protein dephosphorylation. Lineage: Eukaryota; Metazoa; Chordata; Aves; Passeriformes; Passerellidae. Gene Ontology annotation, molecular function: protein tyrosine phosphatase activity. The record is from RefSeq and is a predicted model, not a curated record. The transcript is spliced from 20 exons.